AAAAAAAAAAUAGCAGAGUACCAUCAGCUAAGUAAUAUCAUGGGCUCAGUUGUUAUCCCUAUCCCAGAUGGAGAUCAGGGAUUUACUCAUGAUCUCAAACAGGAAAAGAAAUUCCAAGUUUCUCUAAGUCCUGUUAUUUCUUUUGUCCAGAAAAAUAGGGAUACCAUAAGAAAAGCUAUCCACGCUAUCAAAGUUGGAAUUGCUCUGGUUUUGGUUUCUCUUGUCUACUUCGUUGACACUCUCUAUGAAGAAGUUGGAGACGAUAAUGCGAUGUGGGCUAUAAUGACUGUUGUGGUCAUCUUUGAGUUCCAUGCAGGAGCUACCCUUAGCAAGGGCUUGAGUCGUGGAAUUGGGACUGUUUUAGGAGGCGGAUUGGGAUAUUUAGCAGCCGUUUUAGGUCAGCAAGUUGGUGGUAUCGGCAACCCUUUUGUCGUGGGUGUUUCUGUCUUUAUUUUUGGUGGGGCAGCAACAUACGCUAGACUGAAUCCAAACAUUAAGAAGAGAUAUGACUAUGGAGUGAUGAUAUUCAUCCUCACAUUCAAUCUGGUUUCAGUAUCCGGUUUACGUGAAGAGAAUGUCAUUGAAAUAGCCCGCGAACGUCUCGUGAUGAUUGUUUUGGGCUUCGCCAUCUGCAUUUGCACAAGCUUGUUUGUGUUUCCCAUGUGGGCUAGCGAUGAGCUUCAUGAUUCUAUGGUGUCCAAAUUUGAAGGCCUUGCAAGCUCCAUAGAAGGCUGCAUAGAAGAGUAUUUCAGGUUAGUCAAUGAAAAGGAAAACCAGUCAGUUCAGCCGACUGCUAGUUUCAGGGACUGCAUAUCAGUGCUAAACUCCAAGGCAAAGGAUGAAUCCUUGGUAUAUUUUGCGAAAUGGGAGCCGUGGCAUGGCAGAUUUAGGCUAUCCCACCCUUGGGAGAAAUACCAAAAGAUUGGAGAGGUUCUUAGAGAAUUGGCUGCGAUCAUUCUUUCACUUAAGGGUUCUCUUAAUUCUCCCGAAGAGCCAUUGCAAGCUUUGAGAGAGUCAAUAAAAGAACCUUGUGAAGCAGCUGGGUCAGCACUUGCUUGGACUCUGAGAGAGUUUGGAGAGAGCAUCAUGAAAAUGAGAAGGUGCCAGCCAGGGGUUUUCAUAGUACCUAAGUUAAAAUUAGUGAGACAAGAGCUUAGUCAGGUCAUGUGUCCUUUCAAUUUAGGGAAACUUGAUAAUGCUGAGGGAUUUGCAGUAGCAAGCUUUGUGUUCACACUAAUGGGGGUGGUGGAGAAGCUGGAAGAUUUAUCCAAGGAGGUGGAAGAGCUUGGAGAACUUGCUGGUUUUCAAGGCUAAAGUUCUAAAUUAUGCACAACUAUUCGCCAAUUUUUGGCUUGGCUGAGAAACUAUUCAGAGAAAGGCACGCACUGAUCACUGCUUGGCAAUGUCAGCGGAGCGCAUAUAUGUUGUUUUAACCUGUAAAUUUACUGAUAAAUAUUAUGGAAAUAUUAAUAGCUAUGGUAAUGUUAUAUUA
Messenger RNA from Populus euphratica (Euphrates poplar), 1492 nucleotides. RefSeq names its product aluminum-activated malate transporter 14-like. Gene Ontology annotation, biological process: malate transport. The transcript has 6 exons. Bases 40 to 1314 code for a protein of 424 amino acids. The record is from RefSeq and is a predicted model, not a curated record. Lineage: Eukaryota; Viridiplantae; Streptophyta; Magnoliopsida; Malpighiales; Salicaceae.